AUGUUUAUUUCAUUACAGCAUGAUCCUGCGUGUAUCACGUUUCCGUAAUUGGUAAAGAUUGGGGAGAAACUCGAUACUGCAUAAAUUAAAUAAAUUAAGCGCACUGUGCUGGUCUUCCACAACCGUAUUUUACAGUAUAAUGUCUUGGUAAUUGAAUUGGGCAUAUUGUGCAUUAGCCCCGCGCUCAUGUGAAAUAUCGACUAAAUCCAUGCUUUUCAAAUGUGUCAAGAAGAAAUGGCAAAUGUGGAUAAUGACAAACGUUCGAAUGGUACAGAUUGCUUUCACCAGAAGAGCAGAAUCAUCUUAAAAUCAAAAUACUUAUCGUUAUGUAUCACAACAGAACGAACAUAUAGGUUACUGCGCAGUAAUGUUAUCGGUAGAAAGGCGUGGCGUUAAGCUUGUGGCAGGCAUACUGCCACUUGAUCUGAAUAUGCUGAAGUGUUUAUGGCGUAGGUACUAAUUCCAUAACUCCUCCAUAGGUUGCAACUUGACUGAAUCCAGAUGUGAGCAAACGUAAUUGCUGAACCCAGGUAGCCUAUGCACUUUAGUGUUACUUAACCAGCGCACAGCUCUGCUCAGCUCAUGCCUAUAACCACAUGAAUAAUGAAUAAUGUUGUGAGGCACAUUACACUGGCGAUAUGAAGAUAUUAAUCUAUUUUAAGAUAAGGCGUUGGCCUAAAAGUGGACCUAUGUCUACGCCCUGAAUGUAAGGCCUAGGCCUAAGGAGUGAGGAUCAUUUUCAGUCGGCUGAAGAAAAAUCACAGUGCCCAGCCUCAUGCAAGUACAGGUCGAUCAAAAUGGCUGUAAAAUGUGAAACAGAUAAAGUGACAAUUACAGACAGACAAUGUACAUCAAGGGUAGAGUGGGAUGCAUGUUUAUGAGCGUGUAUCGGGCUCUCUGGGGUCCACUGGAAGUAAAAUGAUUGCUGACGCACUUAGGAGCCCAUUGAAACCCACGGUAAAAAGGGCCAUUCAUUUUUCAUUAGGUGGUUAUCUCUGUCUGUCUCUCUCUCUUUUUAAGCCCAUCGAACCAACUGACCAGAUAACGUUAUUUGUUCACACCACCCUGAGUCACCGGCACCGCGUUUUACUUGUUCUGAAAACAGUAUCCUGUGGACUUGAUGUUUUCACCGGGCCCUUCUGCGUAUAGUGCCAUUAUUGAUAAAGUGAGUCUGGUCAAAUUUCUUCUGCGGUCUUCUGAUGUUCUCUCCCAGUAAUGAUGUAAGAAUGGCUUGGAUUUGCCAGUGAGUGAAUCGAGGAAUCACCACUCGUACUGGGCUACUGCGUGGACCACCGGAGGUCUGUUCGACUUUCAUCGACACACGUUUUAGUGAGAUAUCAGUAGCUAAAGCCUACUGCCGAUGGGAUUGUCCGCAAGAAAUAUUUCACUUUAGCACUGGAAACUGCAGACAAGAGGAUUGACAUAUAAGCCCGGUGGAAGAACAUCAGUGACUGGCGGGGAAAUACAUCCACAGAGAAUCACAGCAUGCUUCAUGUGCAAUAUGACAUCAGGACGUGCGUGAGUUUCCUGACCGCUUUCCUGAUUUACACCUGUCAAGCACUUCGGAAUUGUGGAGACUUCCAGUGUAGAGAGGACCAGCAAUGCUGCCAGCACGGCAACGUGACUAGUCGCUGCUGCAAGCUGCCGCUGCACACCUUCUUCGACAACGUCGGUUGGAUUACACGGAAACUGUCGGGCAUUCUCAUCCUUUUGCUCCUUUUCGCCAUGGGUUAUUUCAUCCAGCGCAUUAUCUGCCCGAGGCCGCGGAGGCAACAGGAGAGAGAGGAGGAUCCCUCUCUCUUGAACACGCACACCACUGCGUCUCAGGACUCGCUGCUCGACCGCUUCCCGGACCAGUGCAUCACGGAUUUCACCUCACCGGUACUUCAGCUACCAGCGUACGAUGAGGUGAAAUAUUUGCCAACAUACGAGGAGACAAUGCAAGAGGUGGAAAGAGACCGUUCUGAUGAUAAUCUAUUGGCAUGUUCCAGAGGACAAGUAAGGGUUCCAAACAAUGGUCGGGGAGAGGAGAGAAUGGGAGCUGUGAGUUCCACAAGGACCACCCGCAACUCUGUGUAAAUGAAGACAAAACUGUAGGCUACUUCUUUGGCCCGUUAUUUUAAAGUUGUUAAAUUCUACGGAUAAGCUACCCCGUUUGAACAUUUAAGUGCAAUUAUAAGCAGAAAAGAAUGCUGGAAUAUUGAUUUUUAAAACCACUGUAUGUUUGUGUCUAAAAUGUCCCGUAUAAUAAGAGGAAAAAGUGAUAGUAAUCUGGUAGUGCAUCGCUUCGUGUUGACAGCUAAUCUGGCGCUAACAUCUCAUAACCUCCAAGCAAUAAACUGUUCUACAGUUUUGAAGUGUACAUUUUAGACGUAUUUUGAACAUUUUGAAGACUUCAUUGAAUCGCUCUCAUGUUUGAAAUUAAGAUCUGUAGAGAGUGAUUCUGUCAAACUGUUCAAAUUCUUCGGGAACAGCUAACACCCUGUUAGGACAAUCACUGGACCAAGACACUGAUGGGAAUACAAUCGGCUACUGUGCAGUUGCGUCUUUGAUCAUGGAGCACGGCAUAGGAGGCCUCACCAAGAAUUUAGCAGAGAAAAGCAAAGCAGU
Clupea harengus (Atlantic herring) is the source of this 2610-nucleotide messenger RNA. RefSeq lists its product as uncharacterized. The transcript has a single exon. The record is from RefSeq and is a predicted model, not a curated record. The coding region runs from base 1486 to 2079 and encodes 197 amino acids. NCBI's taxonomy places the organism in Eukaryota, Metazoa, Chordata, Actinopteri, Clupeiformes, Clupeidae.